Messenger RNA from Corythoichthys intestinalis (scribbled pipefish), 9929 nucleotides. RefSeq names its product kinesin family member 26Ba (gene kif26ba). Gene Ontology annotation, biological process: microtubule-based movement. The transcript is spliced from 28 exons. Gene Ontology annotation, molecular function: ATP binding; microtubule motor activity; microtubule binding. The record is from RefSeq and is a predicted model, not a curated record. NCBI's taxonomy places the organism in Eukaryota, Metazoa, Chordata, Actinopteri, Syngnathiformes, Syngnathidae. The coding region runs from base 436 to 7215 and encodes 2259 amino acids.
UCAGUGCGAGUCCGCCGUUAACAGAGCGCGGAGCUCCGCACAGGCAACAGGAGGCACUGAGACACCCGGCUAAACAUCCGCGAACUGAACCAUACACCCGUGACAGAAUCGCUCGUGCCAUUACCUGUGCUUGACGCUGGAGUUGGACCAUAGAGGUGCUUGUUGUACCUGGUCACCCUGACGCUGGAAAGGAUGGAGACGCAGAGCUUGGAGGGAUUUAAUUAGAGCUUCUAUGAGGGGCUUCUUUCAAGGUAACUAAGAGAAAACAGUAUUUUUGGAGACAAAAUGAGGAAUACAAGUUGUUUCCAUCCUGGAAGGGGCACAAAGUCGCCGCCACACUGAAGAGCUCUAAGUGCACUUUGCAGGGGCGUGCUUUUAAUUGAAAUCGAUUCCGCGGUUUUCUUCUUCCUCCUUCCGAUUUUGUGCACCUACAAAAUGACUUCACUAUCGGGGUCCAAGGAGAGAUCCGUGGCUGGUCGGGGCAGAAAGUACACGAUGCCUGACACUUCCCCCACCAAAUCCACAUCCAUUUUACCGGACACGUGGUACCGCAAGGCUUAUGAGGAAACGACACGGUCCAACUCUCGUCCUGCACCUGAGGGUGCUGGCUCCAUGCCCAGCUCUACGGGCACCCCUUCUCCUGGCUCGGGGAUCUCCUCACCAGGAUCCCUCUCUGGAUCACCAGGGACCAUCUCUCCAGGGAUUUGCACGGGAUCUCCAGGUUCUCUUGGCGGUUCUCCGGGUUUUGGGACUGGCUCCCCGGCCUCAGGCAGUGGAAGUUCUCCUGGGAGUGAAAGAGGGAUUUGGUGUGAGAACUGCAACACAAGGCUGACAGAGCUGAAAAGACAAGCUUUAAAAUUGCUUAUCCCGGGACCUUACUCCAGUAAGGAUCCAUCCUUUCCCUUGCUUCUCCAUGACAAGCUGCAAGUCCCCAACAGUUCCCGACGGGCGUGGAACGAACGCGAUAGUCGCUGUGACGUAUGCGCCACUCACCUCACUCAGCUCAAGCAGGAAGCUGUCCGCAUGGUGCUCACGCUGGACCAGUGGGAUUUGUCGCCCUCAUCAUCUCCUCCUCCUCUCCUCGGGCGCUACGCAUCCCAGGGAGCUUUAGGAGCGUCGGGCUCCAGGGAAUGGCCAUCCUCAUUUCUCCCCUCCUCGUCAUCCGCAGCGGCCGUUUCGCACCUCACUCGCCCAUCGUCGCCUUCCCCGAAUCCCGGCCAGAUCGCGACACCGAGCCCCAGCCAUGGACCUUGCGCCCCUGGUCAUGGGAGCCCUUCUGCUGCACAAACGGCUUCCUGUCCUCCCUUAAACCAACAAGUGCACAGACUGGGCUCCAAACCCAGCUCACUGGGGCUCGGAGGCGUGAUGGAAAGACGGAACGGGUCGUCCAGUUCUGGAAAAACAGCUUUGACCCAUCAACAAACUGUGAGUGCAGUAAACAGUCCAGGGAAUAGCAGCACAAACAGCAGUAACAACACAGCAGGUCAUCAGCACAUGAGCAGAACUAAUGGAGGAGUUACGCUUUAUCCGUACCAGAUCUCACAGAUGGUGUCUGAGGCAUCCAGGGAAGGUUUGACUGAGGCUGCCCUGAACCGCUACAACACACACUCACCUUCAAAUACAAACUCAACAGCAUACACAAACUCACCCUCUCACACUGCGGCGACCUCCACCACAUCACAGACAACCAGCUCUUCAGCAGCUUCCUUCUUUGCCAGAGCUGCACAAAAACUCAAUUUAACUUCCAAGAAGAAGAAGCUGAAAACCGCCACAACUGUUCCGCUGCCCGUGACAUCAUCUUUGCCGACAUGCGAGAGCCAAUUGUUCCCAACUAAUUUCAGCUCCGCCCUCCUAACUGCCCCGCCCCCGGCGCCGCCGUGCCUUCUGCGUGCAGCCAAUAAGAUCAAAGACACACCUGGUCUAGGAAAGGUAAAAGUGAUGGUGCGUGUGUGCCCGGCGUCACAGUCGGACACGGCCGAGUCCAGUUCCUUCCUUAAAGUGGACCCCAGGAAGAAACAGAUUACCAUCAUGGACCCGUUGGCCAAUCAAACGGCAAACGCCACCUCCCAAAAGAGAGCGGUGGUUAGCCAGGUCCCUCCAAAGAUCUUUACCUUUGAUGCUGCCUUUCCUUCUGACGCAUCACAGGCGGAAGUGUGCGCGGGAACUGUUGCCGAGGUAAUUCAGUCAGUGGUGAAUGGAGCAGAUGGAUGCGUCUUCUGCUUUGGACACUCCAAGCUGGGCAAAUCCUAUACCAUGAUUGGCCGCCAUGACUCCCUGCAGACGCUGGGUAUCAUCCCUUGUGCCAUCUCCUGGCUUUUUAAGCUCAUCAAUGAGAGGAGAGAGAAAACAGGGGCGCGCUUCUCUGUCCGUGUGUCUGCAGUAGAGGUUUGGGGCAAAGAGGAGAACCUGAAGGAUUUACUCUCUGAGGUGGCCACGAAUAGCUUGCAGGAUGGACAGUCACCUGGAGUCUACCUGUGUGAAGACCCCAUCUGCGGCAUGCAGCUCCAGAACCAGUCUGAACUGCGCGCACCGACACCAGAAAAGGCAGCCUGGUUCUUAGACGCGGCCAUCGCGGCCCGCCACAGCAGCCAACGUCCCGAAACGACUGAGGAAGAGCAGAGGAACUCCCACAUGCUGUUCACGUUGCACAUUUACCAGUACCGCAUGGAGAAGACAGGCAAGGGAGGAAUGUCGGGAGGUCGCAGUCGCCUCCAUCUGCUGGACCUGGGCAGCUGCGACGACGCUGUCCUCGGGGGCGGAACGGUGGGGAAAAGCAGGGAGAACUCUUCACCCGGCUCGGCGCCACUGUGCCUUUCCCUGUCAGCCCUCGGCAACGUUAUCCUGGCCUUGGUCAACGGGAGCAAACACAUACCGUUCAAGGACAGCAAGCUGACCAUGUUGCUGAGGGAGUCACUAGGCAACAUGAACUGCCGCACUACCAUGAUCGCUCACAUCUCGGCCUUGCCUGGGGAUUUUUCGGAAAGUCUCUCCACCAUCCAGAUAGCAUCCCGUGUUCUACGCAUGAAAAAGAAAAAGGCCAAGGUCACAGUGCAGUACACCUCCAGUUCUUCUGGAGGAGAGAGCUCCUGCGAGGAGGGUCGCAUGCGUCGACCCACCCAUCUGCGGCCUUUCCAUCACCGUGGCGACCCAAACUCGGACCUCCCGCUGUUGCGCCUGUCCAGCGACCAGGAUGAGCAGUACUCAAGCAGUGAGCAGUCAUGUGACACAGUCAUCUACGUGGGUCCCAACGGGGCCGCGGUAUCCGAUCGAGAGCUGACAGACAAUGAGGGUCCGCCAGAGUUUGUGCCUAUAAUUCCCGCCCUGCUGCGAGCGAAAACAUCAGAGACGCAACAAAGUCAGGUGGUCCAGAAGCAGGUGCAGCCCGAGCUUGAAAGCCAAGACCAGCAAGGCGGUCUGUGUCAGGCCCAGUCUGCUCAAUCAAUACUAGGACAGCCAUUGGCCCCAGUACCUGAGGAGGGGGCUGAGUGCCUGAAAUGUAACACUUUUGCUGAGCUGCAGGAAAGACUGGACUGCAUUGACGGCAGUGAGGAGGUAGCAAAAUUUCCCUUUGAAGAAGUUCCAGUCUGUAAACAAGGACCCAAAGAUACAUGUUUCCAUUCUGAGAAGUCAUUUGCGGCUGCUGAGGCUGCCUCGGCUGCAGGAUUAGAUACAGAGACCAAAACAGGAGGUGCAGAAACCUCUAGGAGGAAGACCAAUGAUGAGCAGUUGCAGGAUAUUAAGGAGGUUGUGGAGGAGGCAGAGCUGGCUCAGACCAUGAUCCACAGUCUGGCUCAAAGUUCUGGGACUGCUCUCGUGUCUGGGAUUAGAAAUGUGACGGGAAGCAACUCCUCAAACCCUCUUCAUAGGGCCAAGGUUUCACACCAGCCUGACAGUCGUGAGGGUCUGACGACUGAGUCCAAGACACGGCCACUCGGUUCUCCUCGCCUAGGCAUCGCCAGCCUCACAAAAACUUCAGACUACAGGCCUCCUUCCUCACCGUCUCAACGUUGUAAAGUCUACACACAAAAGGGAGUGAUACCAGCAACAUCCCCGCUGUCUUCACACACUUUGGCUCAGGAUGGACAAGCAACAGAAGCUUUAACCUCUGACAGCAGCCUGGCUGCAGACAGUGGUCGUUCAUCCACUGAGUGUCCACUGUCCAGAACAUCUCCUGUUGGAAUGAGUCCACAAGUCAAAGAUCCAACUCCAUCUAUUUCUGCAAGCCUGGGUUCAGCAGAAACACUCUGUGACGAUGACGUCCCACCAAUACCUUUUGAUACGCACAGAGAAGGACUAGCUGGACAUCGUUUAAUGUGUGAAGAUUUACUAAUAUACAUGGGGGCUUCUGGAGAAGAAGAGGCGCUUGAUGACACAGCUUUCAUGAUGACGCAGCGCCUAACCUGUCGCCCGCCGAGCAUCAUCAGCUUCAAUAGCGACUGUUGUUCUGUGGAAACCCAUGCCAGUGGACUUCGUACAAGCCCCGUUGAGGAUCAUGUGAUUGCAACCAGCUCUGGAGUUAAGGAGGUUGUUGCCAUGGCAGAGGUGGCAAUGGCCAAGCUGCGCCUAGAAGGGGAUAAGAUAGCCACAGAGACUUCCCCAGUGUCUUCCUGGAUGAGUGAUCUGAGUGGAUGCAGUGAGGGUGAUCACUCGCUUCAUAGUUUCAACCAGUCCCAAAGUCAGCAAGGGGAAGCCCUGGCUGAACCCAACCAAAUUUCCUUGGGACUGGAUCGAUCAGGGGAUAACGGAAGCAGUGGCUGCUUCAGAAAAGCAAAUCUGGAGGAAGAGCUGUCUGAAUCCAGAGGGGAGAAGGGAACACCAACCAAGGACAGGUUGAGAAAACUGCCACCAUCGAUGGCUAAAACGACAAUCCAGUCUUUGCCAGCACUUGGGAACCUAUGUACCUUAAAGAGCACAAACAGUGCUUACCCUUGUGUAGCUAUCAAAGAGAUGGCCAUACCUGCGAUCUGCUCCUCACCAACAAAAUACAACUCACAACAGUUAGCCUCCAUUUCCAGUGAGAUGAUCUUCGAGGACCCCUGGUUGAUCCGCGGUAUGGAGGAUGGGAGGCCCACUGAGGACAUCGGGCCAGUAAAUAGGGAUGAAGAGCAUUCAAAUAGCCAAGCAGGACAGAACAUUGAAGCAGCUGGCAAUGGGAAUCUCAAGAAUCUCUGCAGGGAUGGAGCUGAAGAUCAUGGUAGCUCUAGUUCAGGCGGAGAGGUGGUGUCAUCUCCAGACUCAUUCAAAAGAGUGGUGGAUGGUUGUGAGAUGGUUGCUGGUGUUGCCCAAGGAGAAAGCUUGGCUGAUAACUACAACCCAGAAAUCCAUCGAACUUGUAGUCUACCCCGUGCCUGGAGUCGCGUGAACCGCCACGACGGACUGGAUAACACAACAGAGUGCAAGAAUAUCAGUGCCACAUCUUCAACCCCUUGCAGUCCCCGUGCCACACUUGACCGCCGAGGGCUGAUUGGAAAACAAGGCUUUUCUUCCCACAAGAAGGGAGGGAUCCCACCGUUGCCACCUGUACGUAAAUCUAGCCUUGAUCUGCGUAACAGGGCAGCCAGUCCAUUACAUCAGGCCAUUCAUGAGGUCCCAAUACAGGGCAGCUCUACCGAGGAUCCAUGUGGCAUUAGACAACGUGGCUCCAGUAUAGACAGCAGUAGACUCUUCAGUGUUAAACUGGAGCAGCUAGCGAACAGAACAAACUCUCUAGGCCGUGGCUCACAUCACUAUGACUGCUUUUCUCUGGAAAGGGCUGAGAGCCUAAGGGGCGUUGGAUCCAACGGAGAGGGCACAAUGCCUCGUACCGGCCGAAGCCUCACUCGUGCUGGAAACACUCUUGGAGGUAGUUCUGGUUCAAGCAGCGCCCCACAGUCGCCUGCCAAGUCGAGUGGCCAGUCAAAGAUCUCAGCUGUCAGUAAGCUGCUAAUGACCAGCAGUCCCAAAGCUAGGAGUCUGUCUGCCUCUAGCACCAAGACUCUCAGCUUUUCUACAAAGUCUCUGAGCCAAGCAUCCAGUAGAAGCUCAAGCCUUCCACCAAACGGAAAGGCCACUAUUCAAGGCCCUAUGCAGCAGCAGGGACCCUCUCCUGCAUGCUGUUCUACACAGUCUCUGAGCCGCAGUAGAGGGGGAAGUUUUGGUGCCAAGGUGCCCCUACGGGCAGUCAACGGACGUAUCUCUGAACUUCUCCAAGGAAGUGCUGGUUCACGUUCCAGGAAUCAUGCCCAGGGAGGAUGUGCCGAUCCAACUGAAGACAAAGGGCCUGGAGGAGCAAGUGGAGGGGCACUAAUUGCUGGAGGGGUUGCUGGAGGAGGUUCGGGUGAAGAAAGAGCAGCAACGGUCCAAACUCUUCCUUCACCCUACAGCAAGAUCACUGCUCCCCGGAAACCACAUCGCUGCAGCAGUGGCCACGCCAGCGACAACAGCAGUGUAUUGAGCGGUGAGCUGCCCCCAGCCAUGGGAAAGACGGCCUUGUUCUAUCACAGCGGCGGUAGCAGCGGCUACGAGAGCAUGCUAAGAGACAGUAGCGAGAACACGGGAAGCACUUCUUCAGCUCAAGACUCGAUCAGUGAGCAUAGCUCGACCACCACCACCACCUCCUCCAGACGCAGCUCCAAGAGCAACAAGAAGAGCAGGGGCAACGCUGGACACUUAGGAGGCCUCCAGCGUCGUCGGUUGAUUCCAGCACUGACCUUGGACUCUUCCCUGUCACCUCAUCGUUCCGCAAAGCAGGCCGCCACGUCCUCUUCGUCCUCUUCCUCCAGCCCAGGUGCAUGCUGGGUAGAUGGACCUUUGGGGCCACCCGCUUCUGCAACCCUGCGAGGUCCAGCGACCACAGCGGAGGCCUUCGAGAUCAAGGUAUAUGAAAUCGAUGAUGUGGAGCGCCUGCAGAAGAGGAGAGACAAGGGUGGUACCAAGGGGACGGUGUACGGCAGUGGCAAGCUUCGCCUGCUGGAGCACCGUCAGCAGCGCAUCAGCGAGGUCCGAGCAAAGUACCAGUGUUUGAAGAAAGAGCUGGAACAGACCAAACAGCAUCUGAUGCUAGAGCCUCACACAUGGACCACUGAAUUCGAACUGCAACAGGUGUACGAGGUGGACUCGCUGGAGUAUUUAGAAGCUCUAGAGAUGGUGACGGACAAACUGGAGAACAGAGUCAAUUUCUGCAAAGCUCACCUCAUGAUGAUCACCUGCUUCGACGUAUCGUCCAGACAUCGAUAAGAUGCACUGCGAGCUUGCAGAUCAUCUGUCAAUAUAGAAGAUGACACCUGAUAUUUUAAUAGGAUUUUUGUAAAGGACUGACCCAACGAACCUCAUGUAUUCUCCACUUGUUGGAAAGCAGGACAGCUGAUGGAUGAAUCAAUUAGACAUGUACUGAGAAAUCUAAUCGGCCUGUGGGGAGAACCUGUCUGUUCAUCUGGAACAGCAGAAGAGCUGAACAAGCAUUUUACAAGGAAGCUUUCUAACAACCAAAUGGCAACAAAAGAACCAUACUGACACUUUUUUUUCUCUUAAUAUCCUUUAUACGGAUCUGUAAGAAAUACAAAAUAGGGAGUUGGGCCUACAGCAUGGCCUCUUGUGCAGCUAGUCAAAGUCAGAAAAACAAUGAGAAAAAGUGCCUUUUUAACAUUUUAAAAAUAUCAAGAAGGAGAAUAAUCUCCUUGGCUUUGUCUACGUACAGUACGGUGCUAGUAUAGUAUAGUGAAACACAAAAAAUGUCUUUUGAACCGAGAGAUUUACAACGAUAGAAUUGGUGUCAAUGGUAGCCAGUGAGUUCAUCAAUCCCAGCCAACAACAGAACACAACCAUUUUUAACGUAUUUUGUAUGACGGAAAAUAGUGAUUUAAACUCACUGCCACCAUAAAGCGCUCAGAGUUGGAGUUACUUGUAUCUAUAAUAGUGAUUUUGUUGCUUUGUUAUAGCUUGAACCCUGCUUAGACAGGAUGUUUGCAUAAUCACAUUGGUGAAGAGACUUCAAUUCAGUGAUUUAAGACAAAAACAAACCUAAAAGAGGUUAUUAAAUCUUAAAUCAGGUUAUUUAUAAGAUUAAAAAGGGACCAAAAAUAUGUUAGAUCAUCGUCAGCACAGUGUUAAAACAGGUUAAAAUUGAAUUCUUGACUUUCUACUCAAACAUUCCUACGCAGCACACUGAUGUCGUAUGGAUGUGAUGGCUGGUGAGACAUUUCUUUCCACUCUGCGCAUCCAUCGAUCGACGCUUGUCUGUUAUUUGUAUCCGUGUUGUUCUGCUCUAUUUGUAAAGAAACGCAAUGACUCGUCAAUGUGUGUGUUUUAUAAUAAGUGAAGACAAUGGGACUAUGUAGAGACCUUUAACUUCGACACAUCUUUGCAGUUAGCUCUCACAUCUAUGGUUUGGUUCAGAUGACUUUUUUUUUAAAAUGUCAUGGAUCUGGAGCGCGUCAGCUAAUGAAGCCUUCACACAGAUGUCUUUUCACAAUUAGAGAGCGCUUCAGUGGUACUAAACUGGAAUAAGCCAUCAAAUAACUAUUAUUCAAGGAAAAUAGUGCUUGUGUUUAAUUAAAUUACGCCAUUAGGUAAGUAUUACAUUUCUAUAAUGCUUUUAUCGCUGAGACAAGGUUGAAAAUUUCGUUUAGAAAUAAGAAAAUUUAAUUAAUGACUGAAAAAAAUGCAGUCUAGUUGUGGCUGCCAAUGAACAACAACAACAAAACAAUGGAAAAGGACUAAAUUUAGGAAAAAAAAGAUGACAAGGCAGGGAUCUCUGCCAGGUUCCAUGUCGUUUACAUCGUUUUAUAUCCUAUGGUGCUUGAGAUGUUUAUGCUCUAAAUGUUUGUACAAAUAUAAAUAUAUGAAAGAGUGAGUUUGUGUCAGAAUUAACCUUUAAAAAUAAUCUUUAACAUCACUAUUGCAGCUUUGAUACUUCACAUUCCUCCUCCCUCUCCGAUGCUAUUCGUUCAAUGUAUGCCAAAUUGGAGAUGAUGUUACAUACAGUAGCAGGAAAUAUAUUGUGUGAGGUACGGACCUUUUCAUGGCUGCCUGACUGAGUGGAAGUCAUUUAUCUGCGAAUGCGGAGGCAGAUAGGAGGUAAUCUCCUGGGAACAGAAAAAAAAAACAAGUAUGUUUGAGAAACUGGCCUCGAGAUGUGUUUCGACAGAAAGUGCAACAUCGGAACGUUUGCUGUUUUUUCUCAUAGUGAAUCAAAGUCUAUUUAUUUCAGUUAUUAAUGUGUAUUUAUUUAAGCCUUAAGGUUACUAUGCAUUUAAGAUGGAAAAAAAGAUAACUGUACUGUAUAUACAUGCCAAAAACAUUUAUUAAAUGUACUGUUAAGCCCCAAAAUGAUUAUGUAUACUGCUCAAGUAAAUUUCUAAGUUGAAAGUGACUCAAGAAACAGACAAAAGGGUUUUAAAAAAACCUGCUUUCAUUCUUUCUUUAAACAGUUUGGCUAAAAGAUUGUAAAUGUUACAAAAUAAAUUUUUCAAAACCUGCCGAGGGUAAGUAACUUGGGGUCUAAUGGCAUCUAUUGUACACAUAUCAUUCAUAUACUCCUCUAUUAUUUCAUUCAGCCAUUUUAAAGAAGAAAUGAAAACGUGAAAAAAAAAAAAACUGAAAACAAUUGUAACUGCAAUCUGUAUUAAUAACUUCUAAUGUGUUCAAAAUAGACGUUUUGAGAACCCAUUUUUGAAGUGGUUUCUUGGCCAAAUCUGUAGAUAAAUUUUGAUCAUUUUCAUGUCAAAAAACAAGUUAACAAAUCUCAGUUUAUUCGUACGAGUCUGAUUUUUUUCUUUCAUUUUGUUUGGUAUGUUAGUCGUAAGUGCCAUGUCAUCAUGAGUCGAGCUCGGUGUGAAAAUUCAAAAGUAUGUCAAGUGUGAUAUUCUCUGCAUGAUUCCAGACUGGAACUGUCUUUUGACACAGCAAGUUGGUGGACGAACAAGAUGGCCGAAUGUAAAUAAAGGAAUGUA